Hippocampus comes (tiger tail seahorse) is the source of this 3074-nucleotide messenger RNA. RefSeq names its product paired related homeobox 1b (gene prrx1b). The record is from RefSeq and is a predicted model, not a curated record. Lineage: Eukaryota; Metazoa; Chordata; Actinopteri; Syngnathiformes; Syngnathidae. Gene Ontology annotation, biological process: regulation of transcription by RNA polymerase II. Gene Ontology annotation, molecular function: DNA-binding transcription factor activity, RNA polymerase II-specific; RNA polymerase II cis-regulatory region sequence-specific DNA binding. The transcript has 4 exons. Gene Ontology annotation, cellular component: nucleus. The coding region runs from base 532 to 1269 and encodes 245 amino acids.
AGCCCGGGAGAGAGAGAGAAAGAGAGAAGAAAGAGAGAGAGGGGGGGGCGAAAUCCUACCUUUCCUCGCAUUACUGAAGUUGAGCAAACUUUGAAAGGACGCUGCGCUUUGAGCAUCUGGUCGUCAUCAGGCAAGCGGCCCUUCCUUCGCAUGCUCACGUGUGAAUCAGCCAGAGCGAACAGACUUCAGAUCAUCUCUCUCUCUCUCUCUCUCUCUCUCUCUCUCUCUCUCUCUCUUCUUAGGAUUCUGAAAGUGUCUGUAAGGCUUGUUUGUUCUAGUUCUUAAAGGUUGAUCACCGCUGUAUGGAUACAUGAGAGGUUUGAUUACAGAGAAAAAAAAACAGACAAAGCAUUUGCAGACGUUUGUUUGAGCCCUCGGUGGCUCAUUUGGAUAUGAAAAAAAUAACCCUCCUCUCCAAACAGAACGGCAGGCAUUGUUUUUGACAAGUGAGACAGACGCUCUGCAAGAAAGGAUCUACAUUAUUUGUUUUUAGCUUCCGGACCACCAAAUUCUUCGUUUCCCUCUUGCGUCAUGACUUCAAGUUAUGCCCACGUAAUGGACAGGCAAGCCACGAUAUCAAACCGCCUGGAGAGUCCCAUCACGUCUAACCUGGAUAAUUUGCAAUCCAAAAAGAACUUCUCGGUAAGCCAUCUGUUGGAUCUGGAAGAAGCCGGGGAAAUGGUUGUCAACCAGGCAGACGAGAGCGUCGGGGAAGCUGGGAGAAAUAUGAUGGAAUCCCCGGGACUGACCAGUGGAAGUGACACAAACCAACAGGACAACGAGCAGAUGAACACGGAGGAAAAGAAGAAGAGGAAGCAACGCAGGAACAGAACCACCUUUAACAGCAGCCAGCUCCAGGCUCUUGAGAGAGUGUUUGAGAGAACGCAUUACCCUGAUGCUUUCGUUCGAGAAGACCUGGCUCGUCGGGUCAACCUGACGGAGGCCAGAGUGCAGGUUUGGUUUCAAAAUAGGCGAGCUAAAUUUCGUCGGAAUGAGCGAGCUAUGUUGGCCAGCAAGAAUGCUUCACUCCUGAAAUCCUACUCUGGAGAAGUUACAGCGGUGGAGCAACCAAUUGUCCCACGCCCUGCACCACGUCCAAAUGAUUAUCUUUCCUGGGGUAGCACUGCUCCAUACAGUGCUAUGGCCACCUACCCACCGACUUGCUCCAACACUAACACCUCCCAGGGAAUGAACAUGGCAAACAGCAUUGCCAACCUGCGGCUCAAAGCAAAGGAGUAUAGCUUGAACCAGGUGCCCACAGUCAACUGAAAGGUGAAGUACAGAAAAGCCGUCUAGAUUAGGGGACCUUUGAAACCACUGGACCCCCACAAACAUCGCCUUUGGAAUGAACUUCAACCGACAUAAACUGGAUCGUGAGGUUUCUGCUUUUUUCUUUUUUUUUUUUUCCAACUAUAGAAAUUGGGUGUGACAGCAUUUUGCCACGAGAUGCAAAAUGUCGGACACCGAGUGACGCAACACCGUUUCGCUCCAAGACUUUUUGUCUUACAAACCGCUGUUUGUACCAAAGACAUCUAGAGUGAUGAUGUAAUCAAAUAUCUGUGUAGUUUUGUUUUUGUGACUAAUAAUGGAAGCUUUUUUUCCCCCCUAUGAGUUUUGUACUGUUAUCAAAGACAGAAGGAAUGAGACUCAAACAAUAUGUGGAAUACCCUGGGCCACUUUGGUUUGGUUGCGGUGGACAAAAUCGCACACCCCAAAUCUGGCUCGAUAUGUUUUUUUCUGUACUUCUUAAGAUCUAUGAAGACUCCAUGUGAAAUCUGGGGUUCAUGACACCAUGGUUCCGACUCGAUUUUCAUUUUAUCAUUUUCCUAUCCAUCUUAUACUAAUGACAAACACAUGUUUUCAAGUAAUUUUCAUUGUAAGUAUUCAAGAUACAGGAGAGGCUGUUGUGUUUCCCAGGAGAUCAUUUUGAUGUUCUGUGAUAUCAUUUAUUUGUAACAGACAAAAAACAUGUAUAUUAAUUAAUAAAAAUGUAUUUCAAGCAAUAAAUUAGACUACCAUUCAGUAGGUCCAAUAACAGGUUAGAUCCAAUUUGUGAAUGUCUUAAACGCUUUCGGAAAGCAACAACAACUUUCAAGUAAGCGUCACAAAAUAUAUGACUGCAGAAAUGCAGUCCGAUAAAUUCUACCCAUUUAACUAUAAGAAUUAACUAUAAGAAAUAAGUAUGUUUAGAGUAGGGCUCGUUUGGAGAGUAACAUGAUCUCAGACCUCUUGCAAGACCCAUUAGAGCAAGAUUUACAACUUAAAUUCUUCCUCAGAGAAAAACCUCAAGCUACGCACUGUGUUUUUUAUUUCUCGAUACCAUGCCAUUUCAUCUUAAAAAUGGGAUAUUUAUGAGCUCCUUUCAAUGAAGGGAUUUGAACUCUUGAGUUGCCGUCCAGGCUCUCUCUCCUCCUUGACCCUAAGAAGUGGUGCAACAAACAGGCCAUUCUUGCGCGGCAGACGCCAACUGCACAAGCGGGCUUGCAAGUCGAGAUUUGGGGUGGGUGAGGAUUGAUGGAAGCGGUGCCAAAAUUAUGUCCAACAUACAUUAAUUGUGGAGAUAUUUUAUGACACAGAAAAACCAAGCGGAAUUUCUGAAAUAUCCAUGUCCUUCAAACCCCAUUUCUUUCUACAUCUUCCCGAAAUGAAUUCAUAAAUACAAUUUUUGUUCAUUGACGCAUCAGGAAGCUGAUCCUUGACUUUCAUCUCGAGAGCCGAGACAUUUCUGAAUUUGGCUCUUGAUAUUAAUCGACUCUUUUUACACUUAACUGUGAGUCUGCCUCAUUCUUUGAGUGUAAAAAAAAAAAUCAACAUGUUAGUAUGUAUUUAGUUAAAAAAAAGUUUUGCUGAUUUUGACGGAAGCAAAUUAGAGAACAUGGUCCCCUAAUACAAUCUAAAAGCACAAACUUGUCUUUGCAUUAAUCAUUUAAGCAUUAUUUACAUUUUGGUAGUUGGCUGCAAUGAAUUAUUUAUUGAGGCUAACUUGAUUGAGAAUCCCCCGCCACCCCCCCAGUACUUCCGACAUGGCUUUGAACUGAUCGGCAUAUUGUCAUAAUAAAAUGGUGGUUCACUGA